This is a messenger RNA of Salpingoeca rosetta, 246 nucleotides long. RefSeq lists its product as uncharacterized. NCBI's taxonomy places the organism in Eukaryota, Choanoflagellata, Craspedida, Salpingoecidae. Bases 1 to 246 code for a protein of 81 amino acids. The record is from RefSeq and is a predicted model, not a curated record. The transcript is spliced from 2 exons.
AUGGCCAGUACAGCGGCAAAGAAGGAGGAGGAGCAGGAGAAGAAGGAGGUGGAGAAGAAGAAGGUGCUGGUGGAGCAGGAGGAGGAGGAGAAGGUGCUGGCGGAGCCGUGCCCCGGAGGAGCAAGGCCGGACCCCGCGCACCGACACGGGGCGAAUGUGGAUAAGCGGGAGGAAAAGAAUAAGGCCACCAACAAGGAGAAGAACAACAGCAACGGGUCACGGGCGCCUACAAAAGGGUCGCGUUGA